AUGUAUAUAAUCACUGCAAUCUUCGUAACAAUCAUCAGCACCAUCACAUCAUCAGGUGCCCGGGAUGUUAAUGACACCUGGUCCAUCUCCGUGGAUCGAAUGCGUAUGAUAGCUAGGAUCACCAAUGGGAUAUACCUUCAGAGAGGAUUGAUAGAUGGCACUAUUCCUGUAGAUGAGCUCAUAGCGGAGCUAUUGGGUAUUCAGUCGGUAGAUCAAAUGUUGAAAGUGGACACCAGGAAGGUUAUUAGGGUGUUUGAAAGGUUGAACAGCACCAAUGACACCUCUCUCAAAGAUCUUCAUCUCAUGAUCACCCUGCUAACCCAAACACCUACAGUACCCCUUGCCAUCAAACACUCCUUAGGGUUCCCCAAUGGCUACCGAGACCUGUUGACUCUCCAGGAGGAUUUCAAGGAUCCAUGGAUUCUGGAGGUCGUGCGCACCAGAUCCCUAUCGUAUUCCAUGGCAAAGCUAGAGAAAUUGGGGAUUGCGUUGAAGAAUAUUAGUUGGAUGUUGGAAGUGACAAAGGAGGAGAGGGAGAUGUUGAGUGCGCUGGUGAAGAACCCUCCGGAAUUCAAAGCGCCGCUUAGUAAACUGGUCGUUACUGGUCUCCAGAUCACCUCGAACUUCCAAGAGGCUCAAAAUGCUCUUAGAGCUCUCCGCAACAUUUUAUUCUCUAUGAAACACUCGAGAAGUCUAGAAUCAGAUGCUUUAACUCACUUACUGGACCCAUUCCGUCAUUCAGAGGUACUAGGUCUAGCUACUCAAGGUGUUGUGUCAAUGAAGCAAGUACUCGAUAAAAAAUCCAGAUUUCAAGAGGUCAUCCCUUAUUUGGAAGUCGUCAAAGAGAAAAUUCGGAAUAGCUCUUUGUCCCAGAAGGAUCUUAGCAACCUGAAGGCUCUGGCAGCGCUUCAGACCUCUCUGGAAGCUAUGUAUCAGUCACUGGAGACUUGGAGGGAUAGCUUAACUGAUUCCAACUCAUCUACCCUCAACAACUACACCACACUAUUCGAAAAUGCCAAAAAUGUCACUGGGAUCCCGCUGAACUUCACUGAAAUCUCCGAUUCCCUUGAUCAGCUUAUCCAGGAGACUUCAAAUGAGACUACUAGAGAACAGCUGGAAGAUCUGGAAGCAGUUGUCAAUGAAAUGAACACAAUUGGAUUGAACUUUUCGAAAUACUCGAAAAAUUUCGAGGAGACAAAUGAAACGAUGCAAGCACUGAAUCUGUUCUUUGAGAGUUAUGAGAGCAAAGUGUACGAACCGAUUUUGGCAAGCAGGAAUAGUGAUUACACUGUCAUGUUCAGCCUUAUUGGAGUAGGUGUGGCGAUGUUCAUUAUCGUCUUCAUACUGGGAUUGUGCUAUUUGUGGAGAGCGGAUAAGGAGAUUAAGAUGGAUGAGGAGAAACAGAAAAAGAAGAAUAAGAAAUCGAUAAACGGAGCGAGUAGAUCAAAUUCAGAAGUGUCACCGUUGACGGCAGGGGUCUCCAGUGGAAGUAAGACAACGACGUCGAGUUCGACAACGGGAUAA
Caenorhabditis remanei is the source of this 1524-nucleotide messenger RNA. RefSeq lists its product as uncharacterized. The coding region runs from base 1 to 1524 and encodes 507 amino acids. The transcript is spliced from 4 exons. The record is from RefSeq and is a predicted model, not a curated record. Lineage: Eukaryota; Metazoa; Nematoda; Chromadorea; Rhabditida; Rhabditidae.